AUGGCACCAUCAAAAUCACCAAAGGCAGACGCCGCAAAAAAGACAGUUAAGACAGUCAAGACAAAGAAGAAUCCUGAUGAUAAGAAAAAGGCAAGAAGAAGAUAAGAGACUUUUGCUCUCUAUAUUUACAAGGUCUUGAGAUAAGUUCACCCAGAAAUUGGUGUUUCAAGAAAAGCUAUGAACAUUAUGAACUCAUUCAUCAAUGAUAUCUUCGAUAGAAUUGCCCUUGAAGCUAGCAAAUUGGUUAGAUUUAACAAGAGAAGAACACUCAGUUCAAGAGAAAUCCAAACAGCAGUCAAGUUGCUCCUUCCAGGAGAAUUGGCCAGACAUGCCAUCUCUGAAGGAACAAAAGCUGUCACCAAAUACACAAGUGGUUGACUU
Paramecium pentaurelia is the source of this 381-nucleotide messenger RNA. The record is from the annotation of a GenBank genome assembly. NCBI's taxonomy places the organism in Eukaryota, Ciliophora, Oligohymenophorea, Peniculida, Parameciidae.